AUGGCCCCCGACACCACAAAACUUCCAGGACUAUUUGAAACAAUCAAGAAGGAAUUUCCCAGCUCCAUAAGUGAGCAUGGCUGGUACAUACUAAGCGCCUCUGCCCUGAUUACGGCCUCAAAUCCAACAAAUAUCACACAUCUCUACGACUUCCUAAUUUCCCAACCAGAAUGGUCAACAUCCGAUCAAAGAAGAGUUCUAAGUCGUCGUCUCCGAGAGCAAAUGCUCAAGCAAUGGAUUAUAAUCGGCAUUCCAAAAGUCAUUACUGCCGUUUUGACUCUCGCUCAAAUUGAGAUAUCAGAAGAUGCAGACCCAUCCUUCACCAGAGAAGGAGUCACCGUAUCACCCGAGAUAAACGCCCGAGGCCGAGAACUCUGUUACAAGCUCUAUGGAGAAGAUGGAUACAAUAACAUCAUGGCAAGCUGCGGUAGUUUCAGUGCAGACUUUACUUGGGCAUCUGAUAGUAUCAUCUAUGGGAUGUUCUUAUCUGAUGAGAGUGUCAUCAAUCAUCAGGAGACCUCGCUGAUGACGAUCCCGUUUAUGGCUUGUAUGGGACUCCAGGGUACUUCGAAACGACACUUGAUUGGUUUAAGGAACCAUGGUAUUAGUGAUGAUGAUCUGACUAAAGUCAUCCUGUCGGGUAAGAGGAUUGCUGAUUGGGCUGGACAGGAUACUAGUGAUUGGGUUACGAUCGCGGAUCUGUAA
Penicillium malachiteum is the source of this 705-nucleotide messenger RNA. RefSeq lists its product as uncharacterized. The transcript has 3 exons. Lineage: Eukaryota; Fungi; Ascomycota; Eurotiomycetes; Eurotiales; Aspergillaceae. The record is from RefSeq and is a predicted model, not a curated record. The coding region runs from base 1 to 705 and encodes 234 amino acids.